Molecule: messenger RNA, 1281 nt
Organism: Daldinia decipiens
Lineage: Eukaryota; Fungi; Ascomycota; Sordariomycetes; Xylariales; Hypoxylaceae
Product: KR domain-containing protein
Exons: 5
Coding region: 1-1281 (426 amino acids)
Biological process (GO): fatty acid biosynthetic process; secondary metabolite biosynthetic process
Molecular function (GO): oxidoreductase activity; fatty acid synthase activity; phosphopantetheine binding
Source: RefSeq, a predicted model, not a curated record
AUGUUGGACAUGUGGAUGCAUGCUAGCUGGAAUUGCGUCGCUAGCUUUGGACGAUUCGUGGAAAUAGGCAAACGCGAGCUCAUCGAUGCUGGCAGACUGGAUAUGAGUAUAUUUUUACGAAAUACAACGUUUACUGCAUUCGACUUGAGCGAUCUGUUCUAUCAUGACAGCAAAACUCAUCGGGAUAUUCUUUCGAACACUAUGAAAGAAGUGCUUGAGAUGUAUCGAGCAGGUGAGAUUCAGCCGGUGCCUAUCACGACAUUCGACGCAUCAGACAUGGUCCAGGCCUAUCGCUAUUUCUCUUUAAAAGACAGAGUUGGAAAGGUUGUUAUCUCCUUAGAAAACCAGUCGAGUCGCAUACCCGUUGCGCCACCAAAGUAUCUAACGAUCUUUGACCCUGAGAAGGCCUAUGUGCUCAUAGGUUGUUUAGGUGGUUUGGGGCGGAGCCUUAGCGAUUGGAUGCUGGGACGAGGUGCACGGCAUUUUGUCUUUCUCGGACGUACAGGCUGUGAUAAGCCAAGUGCUCAUGAGCUUGUCUUUCGCUUGCGAGAUGCUGGAGCUAAUGUUACUGUAGUCAGGGGUGAUGUUUCUGACAUAGAUGCUGUAAAUGCUACGAUAGCCGCAUGCGAACACAAGCCGAUAGGUGGUGUCGUACAGGCGGCGAUGGGGCUUCAUGAGGCCUUGCUGUUGCGAAGGGGAAUCCAGCCAUUGAACGAAGACGAGUUCCUUCAAAUCAUCGACCUAGCAAUUGUACAAGAAAAAGGUGCAUCGUACAAAGGAACAUCACAUAUCCUUACGGGGCUAGAACCCUUUCGAGUGCGUGAACUAAAGACCCAAGGGUUUGACGUCAGCCACGGCACAUUGCAAGACCCGCGCGCUAGCAUAAUCGCUACUGCAUUCAGAGGGCCCCAUGACGACAGCAAAAGCAAUAUCCAGAUUCAGAUUGCCGAUAUACAGUGGUUAAAAGAGGCGCCGGCCAGCGUAGUCAGCGUAGCUGCCAUCUUAGUCGCAGAAAUGGAUGCUCCGUCGCUACACGAUGCAGUCCUUCGUGUAACAAGGAAGCAAUUCUCGAAUUUAAUCCUGAUGCCGCUGGAGCGGAUCGAGAAUGGCAAACCGCUACUCGACUUUGGCAUCGAUAGUAUGAUCGCUGCCGAGUUCCGUACCUGGGUCUGGACAGCUUUCAAGGUCGAUAUCCCUUUCCUUGAUAUUUUAAGUCCACAUAAAUCCCUUGGUAUGCUCAGCAACUUCAUCGCCGCGGAGUUGGAGAAAGGGCGGGCGUAA